AAGUGAUGCCAGUGAGAAGGAAAGAAGAUGGGCGUGGGGAGGAAAUCAUAACAGGCAAAAAGAGAGCACGUCAGGCAGGAGGUAUAGAAGAGCAAGUAAGAGAAGGGAAAUAUAAUGAAAGAAACGUAGGAGACGGCAGCAGUUGUUUGUGGGACUUACUAGAACUUACAGGGGGAGGACCACAGCAGUAUGAAGAAGGGGAGGGCUCUGUUUUGAGGCGCUGAGAGGCAGCGCACUCGGGACAGUGUGACAGAAGAGAAGAAGAGCGGAUUGAGUGUGCUGCUUAGGAAACUUAAUGGUACUGACACGCCAGUCUUCAGAACAUUCGCUCAACUCUCCUCAGGUUCCUGCGCAAUAAGCGCCCCCCGCCCCGCACUUACAUUUGCCAGGCUUCCCUAAGGAUGAGCCAGUGCCCCGGACUCCUGUCAGCCCAAGCUGAGUGCGCGUCGUGCCCGGGCUAUCUGCUAAACUCAAACUUCGCCUCACAGCCUUAAGCUCAGUGUCCUGUCAAGCGCCCGCCGGACCUUCUCAGUCAACCCCGUUACCUCAGAGCCCUCUCCUUGUAAUGAGCUGAAGACGCUUUGCCACCCCCCGUCCCUCGGGAUAAUGGCAGUGGGGACACAGCCUCAGGCAGACAAUGGGCGGGUGCCCUCGCUGUCCUUGGCACCAAUAUCAGGGCAGGAGAGCGGCAUGGAGUUUGUGGCCCUCACGGCUGUGCAGACGGACAGUGGGAACCCUCGACGUCUGGGUCUUUUGGGGACCCCAAUUCCAGGAGCCCCGCGGAGCUCGUCCUCUCACAAGAAGUACAGGCGGCUCCAGAACUAUCUGUAUAACGUACUGGAAAGACCCCGAGGGUGGGCCUUUAUAUACCAUGCCUUCAUAUUCUUUUUGGUGUUCAGCUGUCUGGUGCUGUCAGUAUUCUCCACUAUCCCUGAGUAUCAUCACUUAGCAAACAAAGGCCUCUUCAUACUGGAAUUCGUAAUGAUUGUGGUGUUUGGGAUGGAGUAUGUUAUUCGCAUCUGGUCGGCAGGGUGUUGUUGCCGUUACCGAGGUUGGAAGGGACGUCUGAGAUUCGCCAGAAAGCCUUUUUGUGUGAUUGAUUUUAUUGUUCUGGUGGCUUCACUGGCUGUUAUUGCAGCUGGGACUCAGGGUAACAUUUUUGCCACAUCUGCUCUGCGUAGCAUGCGGUUUCUUCAGAUCCUGCGUAUGGUACGCAUGGAUCGGCGAGGAGGCACAUGGAAACUACUGGGUUCUGUAGUGUAUGCGCACAGUAAGGAACUGAUCACUGCUUGGUACAUUGGAUUCCUGGUGCUUAUAUUUGCUUCCUUUCUGGUAUACCUGGCAGAAAAGGAUGCUAAUAAAGAGUUUUCCACAUAUGCAGACUCUCUCUGGUGGGGCACGAUUACAUUGACAACUAUUGGAUAUGGUGAUAAGACCCCUCACACAUGGCUUGGGCGGGUGCUGGCAGCUGGAUUUGCACUUCUGGGUAUCUCUUUCUUUGCCCUGCCUGCGGGAAUUUUAGGUUCUGGGUUUGCCCUUAAAGUCCAAGAACAACAUCGACAGAAGCAUUUUGAGAAGCGACGGACACCAGCAGCUAAUCUUAUUCAGGCUGCCUGGCGUUUGUACUCCACCGAUGUAAGCCGUUCCUACCUCACAGCUACAUGGUAUUACUAUGACAGCAUCCUACCUUCCUUCAGAGAGCUGCUCCUUUUGUUUGAUACCUGGCAUCGAACCUGCAGCCGAAAUGGAGGGGUUAGGCUCUGUCAGGGGUCUCCUCGCUAUCAGCCAGUCCCCUCCACCCCGAAACCUGCAACACCCCCUUUCUGUACUGGGGAAAGUAGUAAAUUGGGCUUGAAAGACCGGAUGCGAGGCACAGUUGCACCAAAACAGACCACACGAAGCAAGCAGUACCUGGCCCCACCAGAGCGGGCUUCACCCGGUACAGAGCCUGCAGCAGAGACUCCCAGCCCUACAAAAGUGCAAAAAAGUUGGAGCUUUAAUGACCGCACAAGAUUCCGUGCAUCACUAAGACUAAAAUCAAGGCCACAGGCUGAUGAGGGUCCUGGAGACGACAUUAAUGAUGAAAAGAGACUUCCAAAUGAUUUGACCAUGGAGGAUGUGAUGCCAACUAUAAAAACCCUGAUUCGAGCCUUUAGAAUCCUUAAAUUCCUUGUGGCAAAGAGGAAGUUUAAGGAGACUCUACGGCCAUAUGAUGUGAAGGAUGUAAUUGAGCAGUAUUCAGCUGGACAUUUGGAUAUGCUUGGGCGCAUUAAGAGCCUGCAGGGCAGGGUGGAUCAGAUCAUUGGCCGGGGGCCUGUGCCGGUAGAGAAAAAACCUAGAGAUAAAGGAGAGAAGGUUUCCACCAUGGGUCCUGAAGUUGAAGCUGCUGAUGAGCUAAGCAUGAUGGGAAGGGUAGUAAAGGUUGAGAGACAGGUCCAGAGCAUUGAAGAUAAACUUGAUAUACUUCUAGGUUUCUACUCUCAGUGUAUCCGGAAAGGUCCAGCAAGCUCUUUUACAUUGACCUCUAUGCAAAUGCCAUUGAUUGACCAAGAAAUGACAUCUGAUUACCAGAGCCCUGUGGAUCCAGUGGACUUUUCAGUGUCAGCCCAGACACUUAAUAUAUCUCAUUCUGCCAGCACCAACAUGGAGUGAGAAAGAUGGAGCAAUAGGGUAAGUUGUGACCAUAUUACCAGCUCCUUUUGAAAAGAAAAAGAAGGUGGGUGUGCCUUUACUCGAGGAGCAACAGGAUGAGAGAUCUUCUGUAGAGACUAAGUGAUCCCUUCGACUGUCUUGCUUCUGCUGCUCCCACCAAAUGUAGAAAGGCUAAAGAACUUAUGCAGUUGAAAAAGCAAGUCCACUGGAAACAGAACUUUGGUCUUUUGAGCCACAGAGAGAUUAGAAGUACUGUUCAAAGAAGCCAUAUUUACUCUCCUGUAAAGUGGAGAGGCUUGACUCCUUUGGCCCUUUUUUCACCAUGACUUUUAUAGGAUGUUUUCCAUCAGGAUCCAGUGUCCCAAAACAUAGUUUUUUCCCUGCAGCUGUGAAGAACAAAUAAUAGACUGCAACUUAAAAAUGUUGUUUCCUCCAUGUCUUGCUACCUUGACGGAUGUCACACCUAGUCUCUAGAAAGUGCCUCAAAAACUUAAAUAUAUAAAUGCUGCUCCCAUACAGCCUUCAUCUCCUGGCAUGGGCAGCAGGAGGUUUAGUUCACUUAAAAUAUGCCACUUUUCAAGCAUGCUAGACAGGGACUUUUGCAUUAAUCCCACCAACACUAUGCAUUUCUACUUUUAGCUGUGCUUGCUAUCUAAUCACUCAUAUCAUCACGUCUGACCAUCAGCAUAAACAUACCUUCAACAAUAUGACUUCCUAUAAAUUAAGCACAAUGCUACACAUGUUCUUUGUUCUUAAGGUACUGCAGAUAUAUAAGGUCUACAUUCUGAUGAUCUUCCUCUGCUUUUGAUACCAAUAUGUUUUGUUGUUUGAUUUUAUUUUUCUUCUGGUUGGAAGAGAACAUUAAAUGCUAGUGCUGUAGAGGAUGGCAGUAUAGGGUGAAUGUAGUACUGUUUUUCACCCUGCAGCAGCAUUCAUAAAGCCACUAUUUAGAACGAAAAGUAUACCCUCUGUAACAGCUAUCUCCAAAAAUUGACCCUUGGUGUCAGAUCAGUAAGAAGUCUUACAGAGGGCCAUUACUGUGUACAGAUAAUGGUCUUCAUUGCUUUAUGGAAAGUCAGAAAAAGCUGGAAAACACAUACAUAGUCUUAAACCGUUUUAAUUUCUAAACAAUCUGCCUGAUAGCUUCAGUCUAGGGAGUUUAGAAAUGCUUUCUUUUUAACCUUUACAACAGAAUUGGUAAUGCCUUUGACAUUAAGGUAACAUAGGUACUUAUAUAAGGACACAGUCCUAUUAAUAUAGGUAAGAAAGGUGAACAGAUCUUUUUUUAAAGAUAUUUGGUUAAACCUUGUUAAAGCAUUACUACAAAGAAUCUUGUGCACAAAUCUUUAGUUACGCAGCUAUCAGCUCUAACAUUCCCCUGCCUCUCAUUUGCUGUAAAGGGUCAGCUUGGUUAGCACCCCCUAGGUGCUGGUAUCUUGGUAGUAGUACCCUGCACGCUCCCAAUGAAUGCUAUGCAUGCUCUAGCAUGAAGCUAGGAUCUGCAUCCGGUAUAGGGGCUCCCCCCCAUGCACACUCACACUCAGAUGUUUACCUGCUCCUUCUCUGAUAGCAGAGAAUUUUGGAGCAAUUUUCUGGGGGGGGACAUUUGUAGUUAGAUGAGGUUAGUUAAAUGCUACUGAAACUUGACUUGGGAAUAGAAAUGUUUGCAAUAGAACAGUUCUGUACCUCACUUGAUUAAUUUAUUGACCUACUGGUUUCAUUAAAGUUUUACUUAGAAAAGUU
Xenopus tropicalis (tropical clawed frog) is the source of this 4395-nucleotide messenger RNA. It is a transcript of the gene kcnq4, whose product is annotated as potassium channel, voltage gated KQT-like subfamily Q, member 4. Gene Ontology annotation, molecular function: potassium channel activity; monoatomic ion channel activity; voltage-gated potassium channel activity. The record is from RefSeq and is a predicted model, not a curated record. Gene Ontology annotation, biological process: transmembrane transport; potassium ion transmembrane transport; monoatomic ion transmembrane transport. Gene Ontology annotation, cellular component: membrane; plasma membrane. NCBI's taxonomy places the organism in Eukaryota, Metazoa, Chordata, Amphibia, Anura, Pipidae. The coding region runs from base 607 to 2652 and encodes 681 amino acids. The transcript has 14 exons.